Dromaius novaehollandiae (emu) is the source of this 2979-nucleotide messenger RNA. RefSeq names its product farnesyl-diphosphate farnesyltransferase 1 (gene FDFT1). The coding region runs from base 91 to 1347 and encodes 418 amino acids. The record is from RefSeq and is a predicted model, not a curated record. Gene Ontology annotation, cellular component: endoplasmic reticulum membrane. Gene Ontology annotation, molecular function: squalene synthase [NAD(P)H] activity. Gene Ontology annotation, biological process: cholesterol biosynthetic process; farnesyl diphosphate metabolic process. NCBI's taxonomy places the organism in Eukaryota, Metazoa, Chordata, Aves, Casuariiformes, Dromaiidae. The transcript is spliced from 8 exons.
UUCAUUAAGCGGGGGCGGCACGCGGGGGACCGGCGCGCGUGGCGGCGGCGGGAGCGCGCGUGGCGGCGGCGGCGGGAGCAGCGCGGCGCCAUGGAGCUGCUGAAGAAAUGGCUGGGCCACCCCGAGGACAUCUACCACCUGCUGCGGUUCAAGAUGGGCGGCUACCGCGCCGUGAUGCCGCGCCUCGACCCGGACUCGCUGGGACCCGGCCUGCGCGCCUGCUACCGCUACCUCAACCAGACCAGCCGGAGCUUCGCCGCCGUCAUCCAGGCGCUCGACGGCGAGCUGCGACAUGCCGUGUGCAUAUUCUACCUAGUUCUCCGUGCUCUGGACACCAUAGAGGAUGACAUGACCAUCAGCUUGGACAUAAAGGUCCCAAUGCUGCACGAGUUCCACUCCUAUCUCUAUCAACCGGAGUGGAAAUACAUGGAAAGCAAGGAGAAGGACCGGCAGGUGCUUGAGGACUUCCCAACGAUUUCCUCGGAGUUUCGGAACCUGUCGAAGGUGUAUCAGGACGUGAUUUCAGAUAUUUGUCACAAGAUGGGCGUUGGGAUGGCAGAGUUCUUGGAGAAGAAGGUGGACUCUCAGCACGAGUGGGAUAAGUAUUGUCACUACGUUGCUGGGCUGGUGGGGAUAGGCCUCUCCCGUCUCUUCUCUGCAUCAGAGCUAGAAGAUCCUAUCGUUGGACAAGACACAGAACUGGCAAAUUCCAUGGGCCUCUUCCUGCAGAAAACCAACAUCAUUCGUGACUAUCUGGAGGAUCAGCUGGAAGGAAGGGAAUUCUGGCCCAGAGAGGUUUGGAGCAGAUACGCCAAGAAGCUCUCAGAUCUUGCCAGACCAGAGAACAUUGAUAUGGCCGUCCAGUGUCUGAAUGAGCUGAUCACCAACGCUCUCCACCAUGUUCCUGAUGUUCUCAUGUACUUAUCUCGCCUGAAAAACCAAAGUGUCUUCAACUUCUGUGCUAUCCCUCAAGUGAUGGCUAUUGCCACUCUGGCUGCCUGCUAUAACAACAAGCAGGUGUUCAGGGGUGUAGUGAAGAUCCGGAAGGGACAAGCUGUCACUCUAAUGAUGGAUGCCACAAACAUACAGGCUGUGAAAGCCAUCAUGUACCAGUAUGUGGAAGAGAUCUACCAGAAGAUACCGAGCACGGACCCUUCGUCCAACAAGACGCAGCAGAUCAUCGCCUCCAUCCGUGCCAUGAGCUUGCCCAGCGGCCCCAUGGCGUCGCGUCACCACUACUCCCCCAUCUACCUGUCGUGCGCCAUGCUCCUGGCAGCCCUCAGCUGGCAGUACCUGAGCACCGUGUCGAAGGCUGCCGAGGAGUACGUCCAGACGGGCGAGAACUGAGGGCGGGCAGGUGGUGGGAGAGAUGUUCGGCGGAGGGGCAGCGGAGGGAGGAUGCUCUUUGCCCCCUUCCCAUGGGAAUGGCUGAGCAGCGGAUCCUCACGGGCCCCUGUGCUGCGAAGAGGAUGGGACGCUGGCAGGCUGCGCUGGGCUGGAGCCUGGGGCGAUGGGGUGGCAUUGCCAGACUCAGCUCCUCCCUUCUCUUGCUGUCUGGUUGGAUGGUUACAAAUGCCAAUUGGAGUCUUACUGUUUGAGGUUGAUAUAUAUUUUUUUUCUCCUUUCCUGUUGGACAAUUUACCUGAAUUUUUGGUUAGGAUGGUUUUAAAUAGAAACUCCAGUUGCCUCUUUCCUUGCUUGGGAUUUGACACCCCCCCCUCCCCGGUUCAAAGUUCAAAGCAAUCAGGUGGGAGCCUUUGGGUUUUGCUUCCCCAUCUGAUGAAGCCUCUUCCCUAUCGCCUCCGGUGCAUGCUCUGCACUGGAAGGACACAGAGGGCUCUGGUGUCAGCCAGGAAAUUAAUACGCUUCCUUAUGCAAGGGAAAGUGCUGGCUGUUUUCUGGCCCCUGGCCUAAGCUGGUUACAGUCCUGCAGCCUGGAAAGGAGCAGAGGCAAUCUUUAUAUUUCUGUUCUUGAGCUGAAGGAGACUGCUAGGCUUGAAACAGAAGCUCUCUUAUGGUUGAUACCUUGGAGGUGCAAUGACUCUACUUUUUAAUGUGCUCCCAGCUGACAGCCACCUACUCCAGCGCCUGCUGUCUAACAGGUGGCACUGUGCAACUGCAAAGCUUUGUAUUUUAGCAGCUGUGGCGGUGGUGACAUGGAGGAGGUAAAGGGGGCCUAUAUGGUGCUGAGAUAAUCAUCCUGUGCCUGACUUGAGCAGUCUGGGCUCUGCACCGCUGCUUCUGCCCACCCCAGGGCUCAGGCAAGGGAGGGGGAGGUGGUCCUAGGCCUGCUGCAGCUGGGGCAAAGUGGAGCAGGGAGAUGCCACCCACACCAUCACAGCAGAGCUGGAUGCCUCUGCAAAGUGGAAGGAUGAGGAUUCAUGCCCUGUUGUCCAGCAUGGAAACAAGGGAAGCUUUUAGGGGCCUUGUGACACUGGCCAGCUGUGGUCACUGCAGGGCUGGGAAUGCUGGAGACAUCACAGGGGCUGGGGCAGGUUCCCUGGCAUGCUUGGCUCCAGCUCACGAUGCUUGGGGUUAGUCUGAUGUGUAAAACUGGAAGAACCUUCCACUGCUUUUUGAAACAGGCCGGUUUUACUUCAAACAGGCCAUAUUCCUUUCAGGAAGAGCAGGGGAGAAAAGCAAACACCUCUUUAAAAGGAAGUCUUGUUUUUCCUGGGGAGAAUUUUUGUCUUCAGUGUCCUCACUCCCUCCUACUGCUGCUUUGACUUUGUGUAUGAGAUAACAGCUUGCAGCCUGGUACAGGAUGGACUGCAAUCUCCAGGUGAAGUUAGCUGGCCUUUGCAAGGCCAAGUCCCCCAUGAGCAGACUGUUUCUUAAAGGGAAGGGGUCCUCUACUCCACAUGUACUGGUGUAGAUAGUUUUAAGCUGUUGUACAAAAAAAAAAACCUGCGGUAGCUCUCUUUGUGCAGCUUCCUGUCUUGUUAAAAUUAAAGCUUUCUUUGGAAAAAAGGAAAAAAA